AUGGCCACACUAGCAGCUGCACCAGUCACGGGUGCCAUUUUACCCGCAGUUCAGAUGAACAUUAACUAUGCGGAUCUUAAAGAACAAGUGAAGGAUUUUUUGCUGCAUUAUAAGUCCUCUGCCUCUUUAGAGGAGGCCAAAGAGGACAAUAAUGAUGGCAUUUACGAUCACAGUGUUAACGAAUUGAGAAUUGACGAGGAAGACAUUGAAGGUAUUGGUAAAGGUCCUAAAUAUAUGUAUCUUCUUCAGAAGGUUGCCAAUAGACAGCUUAGUGCCUUAUCAAUCGAACUCGAUGACAUUAAGAUGUACGAGGAGACGCAAAAACCCGGAGGAGCAGGUCCAUCCUCACAUUCUGCUGGUUCCUACGGUUCUCGUUUGACGGAUAUCAUUGUUAAGAAUACGGAACAUUUUGUUGAGUUGUUUUCGCAGGUGAUUGACGAGAUUAUGCCCCAGCCUACAGUAAAUAUCUCUCAUAAGGACGACGUCUUGGAUGUGAUUAUUCACCAAAGGAAGUUACGAAACGCUCGAUUGAUUGAAGAACGUCAACGGGAAUUGGUCAGUAGUGGAUUGGUGGGAAACAGUGCCGAGCAGCAGCGUGCUGAAAACGCUGCUGCCUCCGCUGUCAAUGACGACUCUAUGGAUCUAUUCCCUCCUCAGCUCACUCGUAGGUAUAAUUUAUACUUUUGUCCUCUAACGGGAGCCACUCUUAAGGGUCCGGCCAAAGCUCUUGCUGUUCGUGAAGUCCGGGGAAGUCAUUUAGGUACCCUUAUUACCGUUCGUGGUAUAGUGACACGUGUUUCUGACGUCAAACCUGCCAUUCAAGUUAAUGCUUAUACGUGCGACACCUGUGGUUAUGAAGUAUUCCAAGAAGUCACCUCAAAUACAUUUACUCCGCUGACUGAAUGUACAUCUCCUCAGUGUAUGAGCAAUCAGCAUCGAGGCCGACUUUUCCCCUCUACCCGUGCGUCAAAGUUUAUGCCUUUCCAGGAUGUUAAGAUUCAAGAGCUUGCUAGCCAAGUUCCUGUUGGUCAGAUCCCUAGAAUGCUCAAUAUUCAUGUGACAGGAGAUUUGGUUCGUUCCAUGGAUCCCGGUGACAUUGUAGACGUGGCGGGAAUAUUUUUACCCCUUCCUUACACUGCCUACAAAGCCUGGAAGGCUGGAUUACUUACCGAGACUUAUCUUGAGGCACAAAGCGUUAAGCAGCAUAAGAGGAAGUAUGAGACUCUUGGUUUAACGUCAGAGGCUGAAGAGAAAGUCGCUGAAAUCCAGUCUGAGGGACGCGUUUACGAAAGAUUGGCGUCUUCCAUUGCACCAGAGAUCUUUGGUUACUUGGAUAUUAAAAAGGCCUUGUUGUUGCUAUUGGUUGGAGGUGUUACGAAACAGAUGGGUGAUGGUUUGCGAAUCAGAGGAGACAUCAAUAUUCUAUUGAUGGGAGACCCCGGUGUUGCCAAGUCCCAAUUGCUUAAAGCCAUCGUUAAAAUGGCUCCAAGAGGUGUUUACACCACCGGUAAAGGUUCGUCCGGAGUCGGUCUUACUGCUGCCGUUAUGAAGGAUCCUGUUACCGACGAAAUGGUUCUUGAGGGAGGUGCAUUGGUCUUGGCAGAUAACGGUGUCUGUUGUAUUGAUGAGUUCGAUAAGAUGGACGAGGGUGAUAGAACUGCCAUUCAUGAAGUGAUGGAGCAGAAUACGAUUUCUAUCUCUAAAGCUGGUAUCACCACAACCUUGAAUGCCAGGGCUUCUAUUUUGGCCGCUGCCAAUCCAUUAUAUGGCCGUUAUAAUGCCAAGUUGUCUCCUUUCCAAAACAUUAAUCUUCCUGCCGCUUUGAUGUCUCGAUUUGAUAUUAUGUUUGUCAUUCUAGAUAAGCCCGACAGAGAGCAAGAUGAACGGUUGGCAGAACAUGUGGCUUAUGUGCAUAUGUACAACCAUCAACCGGAAACGGACUUACAGCCGCUUGAUGCUACCACAAUGAGACAGUUUAUCUCCAUGGCCAGACGGUUUAGACCUGUCAUUACCGCAGAAGUUCGUGAUUAUGUGGUGCAGCAGUAUAUCAAGAUGCGGAAGGAGAGUAAGAAGUACGAAAAUUCCAAGUUCUUCUUUGGUCAUGCCACUCCAAGAACCUUGUUAGGCAUACUUCGUAUGUCUCAGGCCUUGGCCAGAGUGCGUUUCAGUAAUGAAGUGGAUGUCUCAGAUGUUGACGAGUCCUUGAGAUUGGUCAAUGUUGCCCGUCAAAGUUUAAGUGAUAACAGUGACAACUCUGAAGAUGCCAAAGAAUCUGAUGCGUCUAAAGUGUUUUCCCUUGUCAGAGAGAAGAUUCAGGAUGAGUUGAAGAACAACAGAGAAGAUGAGAAAUUGGUCUCGAUUGAAGUGCUUCGGGAUGCGUGUAUCGGUAAGGGAUUCACAGAAGACUUGUUCAAAGAGUGUAUCUAUAGAUACCAAGCGUUGAACCUUUGGCAUCUUAUGGAUGAUAAGGAAAGCUUGGCCAUCUUGGGUGAUUUUGAUGGCGAUGUUGACAUGAAUUAG
Brettanomyces nanus is the source of this 2520-nucleotide messenger RNA. RefSeq names its product DNA replication licensing factor MCM7. Gene Ontology annotation, cellular component: nucleus; MCM complex. The coding region runs from base 1 to 2520 and encodes 839 amino acids. NCBI's taxonomy places the organism in Eukaryota, Fungi, Ascomycota, Pichiomycetes, Pichiales, Pichiaceae. The record is from RefSeq and is a predicted model, not a curated record. Gene Ontology annotation, biological process: DNA replication initiation; DNA replication; DNA strand elongation involved in DNA replication. Gene Ontology annotation, molecular function: single-stranded DNA helicase activity; single-stranded DNA binding; ATP hydrolysis activity. The transcript has a single exon.